AUGGGUGAUGGGAAUGGUGCCCCCAGGGGUUGCGACGUGAGAUUGGCAAAAGCGCAGAUCCAAGCAGGUGCUUCCUGGGGCCGUUGCAGUGACCUAGUGCAGUCAUCGCCUGUCCCCGGGGGAGGCGGGUGUGGCGAGAAGUCAGCCCACUGUGACACGCGCAUUUCCACAGGUCUCGUUUGGCUGGUUCCGUGGCGUGAAGUCCGUGUCCAGAGUACGAAGAGCGGCCUGCGAUGGGGUGAGAACCGUGCCCCUUUGGGGAAGACCCACUGGGCCGCGCCGGAGGCCAGCCUGGGGCCGGGGCGCGUGGAGGGCGAGGAGGCCCGCAGGCCCUGGGCGGAGGGCGCGGCCGCGCUGCGGCGCCUGCGCAGCCUGGUGUUCUCGGAGACGGGGGACGUGUUGCUGGUGCGCCUGCUGAUGGCCCUGGCGGCCAUGCUGUACUACAGCAACUUCGUCUUGGCCCUGGAGGAGCGUUUCGGGGUGCGGCCCAGGGUGACGGGCCACCUCAUCAGCUACGGCAGCGCCCUGGGGGCCCUGGCCGGCCCGGCCCUGGGGCCGCUCCUGCGGCUGCACGGGCACAGCGCCCCCCGGCUGCUGCUGCGCUCCAGCGCGCUCACCUGCCUGCUGCCGCUGCUCUUCGCCUCGGCCCCUACCCUGGGCGCCGCCGCCGUCCCCUCCGUGCUGCUGUCCUUCUCCACGGCCGUGGGCCGGACGUGCGUCACGGACCUCCAGCUGGCUGCCGGCGGGGCCCAGGCCAGGGGCGCCCUCCUAGGCGUGGGGCAGUCCGUGACGGCCGUGGCCCGGGUCGUGGCCCCCCUCCUCUCCGGAGUUGCCCAGGAGUUCAGCCCUUGCGGCCCCCCCAGCCUGGGGGCUGCGUUAGCGCUGGUGGCUGUUUUCCUAAUGCUGCUGAACAGACCUCGCUAUGGUGGGGACGGGAGCGGCGGAUUAAAAAGCGAAUAGAGUGGAUUUGGACAACACAAGCGAAACCCGAGGGUGUGAGAGGGGCCAGGCCGGGCGAGAGGGUGCUUGGGAAGGAAGGGUGAGUGUCUACGAGACAUUUCCAUGCGGGUUCCUCCAGGCCAGCCUCCAGCUCCGCGCCCAGGCCUGUGGCAUGAUCGGAGCCCAUCAGGGGACAGGAAAUCAUGGAUGGGAUAAGAACCUGUGCAAGAAGGCAGAGACCCAAGGGUUCCCUCCUCAAUAAAAGCAGACU
Molecule: messenger RNA, 1210 nt
Organism: Eptesicus fuscus (big brown bat)
Lineage: Eukaryota; Metazoa; Chordata; Mammalia; Chiroptera; Vespertilionidae
Product: major facilitator superfamily domain-containing protein 9-like
Exons: 3
Coding region: 1-960 (319 amino acids)
Biological process (GO): transmembrane transport
Molecular function (GO): transmembrane transporter activity
Source: RefSeq, a predicted model, not a curated record